AUGACAGCAGGAAGCAUGUGGUGUGAACCUGAAAAAGAAAAGAGUCAGCUGUCGCCACCGGUACACUUUUUAGUACAUCUACAACUCGGACGCGAUUCCGCACGCCGACACAAUCGUACCGGGCCUUUCUCCCCGCGCUUCCUCCAUUCUUUGCAGGCCUCUCUGCGUACAAUAAAAAAAACUCAAGACGAACAAGGAGUCUGUCGGAGGAAAGAUCACAUCACAUCUAUCCCAAUUAUGCCCAGCGAAACAACUUUCUCUCCAGAGACCGUCGAGUCCGAAAUUUACAACCAUCUACUGUCAGACUCAUCCACAGCCCUCGACGAUCUCCAUGCGAACCUCCUCUUCUCCCUACAACGAGCCGGCUGGACCGAGCGAGUUCAAUCCUUGUCUCUAGAACUUUUGCGCGCGGGUCGCUGUACACAUUUCGAUGAUAUGGUCGAUGUAGUCGUUACGCUUGCUACAGGCCAGACGCACCCUAUUGUCCCUGAAGCGAAUAAUAACACGACAACAAAUGGGCAUGAGAAAAACAGUAGUAAUGGUACUGCCACUGCUGCGAAUGGGGUUAAUAAUGCGACCAGCUCAGAGUCAUUUUUCAGAGAUAUCGAUGUGCGAAUACCCAAAGAGGUUGUGGAACAGGGCGUUAGAUCUUUGAAAGACUCCUUAAGAUCGUUUGCUACAAUCGAGGAUGACGACGACGGCGGGCCUGAGGUUGACGAUAAGGAGCUUACGAACGGCAAGGCUUCGAAAUCAGAGAAAGAGCAGACAAGUCAGUGGAAAUAA
This is a messenger RNA of Talaromyces stipitatus ATCC 10500, 783 nucleotides long. RefSeq lists its product as uncharacterized. Bases 1 to 783 code for a protein of 260 amino acids. NCBI's taxonomy places the organism in Eukaryota, Fungi, Ascomycota, Eurotiomycetes, Eurotiales, Trichocomaceae. The record is from RefSeq and is a predicted model, not a curated record. The transcript has 2 exons.